AAAACAUUAAAAUAAUGGCUUAGGAAAUUAAGGAAUUUCUCAGAAGGAAGGAUUAUUAUGAAAUAUUGGGAGUGUCAAGAUAAGCCACUCAUGAAGAGCUCAAGAAGGCUUAUAGAAAAUUAGCUUUGAAAUUCCACCCUGACAAAAACUAGUCUGAAGGAACUCAAGAAGCAUUCAAACGAGUUGCAUAAGCUUAUAAUUGUCUUUCAAAUCCUGAUAAAAAGAGAGUUUAUGAUCAAUAUGGAACAGAAAGACCAGAAACUUAACCCUAGCAGCACUAUUAAAAUCAAAAUGGAUAUUAUUAAGAUUCAUGUUAUGAUGAUGACUUGGCAAAUGUACAAAUAAAAUAAUAAAGGUUAGGAAAUCUUUAGAACCUUUUUUGGUCAACAUAGAGGUCAUCAUUAAUAUAGACAGCAUGAAAAUGGUUAAGCCAAUGCAUAAUUUCUGCAAUUUCUUCCUAUAAUAAUGGUGAUACUUAUAUCAUCAAAUUUUAUGUCAUUUGAAAAAUCUCCCAAUUAUGCCUUUUAAAAGUCUUAUGAAUACCAAACUUCCUAAACCACUAAAACACUAUAAGUAGGAAUUAUUUAUAAUAUAAAGGUUUAAUAUUAUAUUGGAUCAAAAUUCAACGAAGAAGUCUCAACAAAUGAAAAACUAAGAGAAAUUGAAUUGGAAAUUGAAUAGUAUUAUGUAAGUUAGUUAAAACGGGAAUGCAAACAUGUUGAAUACUAAAGAUAAAUGUAUGAAAACUAUGCAACCAGAGCUUUUUAUCAAAAAGAUCGUGAUACAUAUCGAAAUGUUGUCAGAAGAUUAGACUUCUCUUCUUGUGAUUAAUUGGAAGAUUAUCGAAGAACUAUUCCUAGAUUUGAUCAACUAUAUUGAUUUUUUAAUUAAUAUAUUAAAAUUUU
Molecule: messenger RNA, 905 nt
Organism: Paramecium octaurelia
Lineage: Eukaryota; Ciliophora; Oligohymenophorea; Peniculida; Parameciidae
Source: the annotation of a GenBank genome assembly